AUUUCUCGAGGAUAAUUCAAGACGCAUUUUAGAGUUUCCCUCCUUCAAAAUUUUCAAACUGGAUUUAUUUGGCGCCAUGGCGGGCGGGAUUUUUUACUAAACUGGAAGUCCAAGACUCUCUCUCUGUGAAAAUUAGUGAGAUGAGGUCGAAAAGGAAACAGCUCACUAUUCGUCAGUUCGGUCAACGAUCUCUUACUUCUCUGUUCCCCUCCAUUGAACCCAGCUCAAAAGUUUCAAAAGUGAAUCCAGAAAGUUCUGGUUCAUUAAUAUCGCUUUCUGAUUUCCUUGAUCGAAAAUUGGACAGAAGCAGCACAGAUAGUGGAGAUAAGGGAAUUUCUAGUGUUUUGUCUCCAAUAGGUGGGGAGAGGACUGAGCUUGAUCAUGAAGGAGAAGUAAUGAGGCCUGGACUAUCACCGAAGAAUGGUUUUCUUGAUGAAGCUGUGUUUCGGUUGUUCAAGACUAAGGAGGAGGCACCCGUAGAUGUUUCAAAACCUCACUGUUCCUCUACUUUGGUUAUUCUUGGUGAUGAUCCAAAACCAAAACGAAAGGGAUGCUUGAAUAGGACUAUGAAUAAGAGAACAAGAACAUUCUACAAUCACUAUGCAAGUGGGAGUGGAUGGUGGGACAGUGACAUGGAGGGGCUUGACAGUGAAGAAGUUGGUUGUAAGGAAGUAUGGGAAGGCAUGGGGUCCACCACCUUGGGAGGACUGGAGUGGCACUGAGUGAAUGAAUGAUUCUAUGAAAAUUUCAGUUAAACAAGUUUCAACAGUGUUUGAGCUUUCAAUGAUGAUGCAAAACCUGAAUUCAUGUUUUUAGUUACCAUUGUUGUAUCUUGUAUUCCAACGUCAUAUCUAUGGACUUUUUUUGUGGAAAGAAAUGGGAUGAAGGUUUUAUUUAGUCUUGUAGAGUCAGUAUAUAAUUUGGGUAGGUAUGAGGUCCUUUUUCUUCCCCUUACCUAGUUAGCAAAUGUUUCCUUGAGACCACCAAUUGAACGUGGUUCAUUAGAUUGUUCUUAGUUUGUUGAAUUAAGUUGGAUGUAAUGGAUGUAUGUAUGGCAGUUUAUUUAUUAUAUAAA
This is a messenger RNA of Amborella trichopoda, 1075 nucleotides long. Its product is annotated as RNA-binding protein. The record is from RefSeq and is a predicted model, not a curated record. NCBI's taxonomy places the organism in Eukaryota, Viridiplantae, Streptophyta, Magnoliopsida, Amborellales, Amborellaceae.